Aphanomyces invadans is the source of this 207-nucleotide messenger RNA. RefSeq lists its product as hypothetical. The record is from RefSeq and is a predicted model, not a curated record. The coding region runs from base 1 to 207 and encodes 68 amino acids. The transcript has a single exon. Lineage: Eukaryota; Oomycota; Saprolegniomycetes; Saprolegniales; Verrucalvaceae.
AUGACAACACUCGACUUUCCCCGGGCGCUACACGCCACAGAGUAUCUCCGUACCCUGAGCGAAAUCGUACACCGGCAAGGAGUCCGCAAAUCGUUCGAGAGGAAAGCACCCCACGAAGAUUCAGAUCUACACCUCGUCACAGCACUCCACUUGCACAAACUCCUCGUGUUCCAGUUCCAACCGAAGCUGAGCCGUCCCGUGUCAUGA